Molecule: messenger RNA, 636 nt
Organism: Lathyrus sativus (Indian pea)
Lineage: Eukaryota; Viridiplantae; Streptophyta; Magnoliopsida; Fabales; Fabaceae
Source: the annotation of a GenBank genome assembly
AUGAUUAUUGUUACUUCUGUUACUUAUAAAUUCAACAUCAACGGGUAUCAUACAAAAACUAUCCAAGCGAAGCGGGGUCUCAGGCAAGGGGAUCCUAUCUCCCCUCUAUUAUUUGUUAUUAUAAUGGAAUAUCUUAACAGGUACUUUCGCAAAAUGCAGAAGAAUCCCAAUUUCAACCAUCACGCUGAGUGCGAGAAGUUACAUAUUACUAAUCUGUCUUUUGCAGAUAAUUUACUUCUUUUUUCUAGAGGAGAUUCUAUGUCGGUGGAGUUGAUUAUGGAGGCUUUUAACGGUUUCUCUGAUUCCACUAGCCUCAAAUUAAACCCGGCAAAAUGCAAAAUUUAUUUUGGUGGGGUGGAUGCGGAUACAAAGCAGAACAUCAUUAACAUCACUAACAUCACUAAUUUUCAGGAGGGUCCUUUCCCCUUCAGGUAUUUGGGGGUCCCUUUAACCUCUAAAAAAUUAUCUAUCCAUCAUUAUAUGCCGUUGAUUGAUAAGAUUAUGAGUCGAGUUAAUCAUUGGAGUGCUAAACUCUUAAGUUAUGCAGGGCGUGCCCAGCUUAUAAAAAGUGUUACUUUUACCAUUGCGAACUAUUGGAUGCAAUGCUUUCCUAUCCCUAGAUCUGUUUAUUCAUAA